Messenger RNA from Chiloscyllium plagiosum (whitespotted bambooshark), 1419 nucleotides. Its product is annotated as muscarinic acetylcholine receptor M2-like. NCBI's taxonomy places the organism in Eukaryota, Metazoa, Chordata, Chondrichthyes, Orectolobiformes, Hemiscylliidae. Gene Ontology annotation, molecular function: G protein-coupled serotonin receptor activity; G protein-coupled acetylcholine receptor activity. Gene Ontology annotation, cellular component: dendrite; synapse; plasma membrane. Gene Ontology annotation, biological process: adenylate cyclase-inhibiting G protein-coupled acetylcholine receptor signaling pathway; chemical synaptic transmission; G protein-coupled receptor signaling pathway, coupled to cyclic nucleotide second messenger. The record is from RefSeq and is a predicted model, not a curated record.
AUGAUCAAUGCAACAGCGAUAAAGGAAUCUCUCAGUAACCUAACAGAAUUGCUUCAUUCUGAAAAAACUAGUUCUCACAAAACUCUAGAAAUGAUCAUCAUUGUGAUUUUGGCAGGAUUUUUAACUUUUGUAACAAUUGUCGGAAACCUUUUGGUCAUUAUUUCUAUCACAUUCAACAGACAUUUGCAGACUAUUAACAACUAUUUUAUUUUAAGUUUAGCCUUCUCUGAUUUGAUUGUAGCUGUAAUAUGCAUGAAUAUUUACACAGUUUACAAUUCAUUUGGCUACUGGCCAAUGGGCCCAGUGGUAUGUGAUUUAUGGCUUGCCUUCGACCAUGUUGUUAAUAAUGCAUCAUCCAUGAACCUCGUUGUCAUCAGCUUUGACCGGUACUUCUGUGUCAAAAAGCCGUUGAGUUAUCCUAUGAAAAGGACUCCUCAGAUGGCAAUAGUGAUGAUUGCCGCUGCUUGGGUGCUGCCAUUCAUCCUGUGGGCUCCUUCCAUUCUGUUAUGGCAGUUCAUUGUCGGGGAGCGGACAGUUCAUGAGGGUCAAUGUUACAUUCAAUUCCUUUCAAACCCAGUUGUCUCUCUAGCUAUUCUUAUAGUAGCUUUCUAUCUCCCUGCUUUCAUCAUGAUUGUCUUGUAUGUCUGCAUAUCCCAUGCCAGCAAGAGUCGAAUAAAGGACAACAGGGAAUACUCUGAAUCAUGCAAGAACACAUUACAUCCCAACUGCAUUCAGCAAAAGCCAACAAAACUAAUGAACAACGUCUUACCAAAAGUUUCCCAAUGGUUGCUGCAUAAAAAAAUUCUGAAAAGCAAACUUCCCAAUGAAGUAACAACAGACACUUUUGACCAAAGAGAGUUGGAAAUCGAUUCAAAUGAGAAAACUUCAGUUAGUUCAGUGGCAUCAAACCAAAUGAAGGAGGAAACAAUCCUCGAAAGCACAAAUAUUUCUACCAUAGAAAGCGAAUUGCGGGCAGACAACUCAAACCUUUCUUGUGUAAUGGUACUUAGCCAAUCACGCACUGCUAACGACUGCAGUACAGCAGAGACAAUGACAGAUUUCACAAGCAACAGCAGGAAUGAGAGAUAUAUUGAUGACGGCCAUCGUAUCAUGACUCCAAGCAAGACACACACUAAAAUAAAGAAAGUAGGUGUAUCCCGAGAGAAGAAGGUGACGAGGACCGUCAUGGCUAUUGUAUUAGCAUUUCUUAUUACAUGGACACCAUAUGUUUCCAUUCUUCUCGUUGACACCUUAUAUUCAGUCUCUAUCCCGAAUAUAGUCUGGAACUUAGGAUAUUGGCUGUGUUACACCAACAGUGCCAUCAAUCCGGUCUGUUAUGCACUUUGUAAUAACACAUUCAAAAAAACAUUCAAAUAUCUCCUGUUAUGCCAAUACAAGAAUUUCGUUACGGCAAGAUGA